Messenger RNA from Notodromas monacha, 3429 nucleotides. NCBI's taxonomy places the organism in Eukaryota, Metazoa, Arthropoda, Ostracoda, Podocopida, Cyprididae. The record is from the annotation of a GenBank genome assembly.
GAAAUGACUCUGACGGAAUUGCAGCCCUGGACUCAGUACGUGGUGACACUUCGGGCCCGAAACCCUGUUGGCGUGGGUCCACCUGCCAAAGUCCUGGUCAUGACGGAUGAAGGAGGUAAACGAGUGGGCGACUCUGACGCCGAGUUGCGAUGGACGCCGCCACGGCGCCCCAACGGCGUCCUCGACGGCUACCGCGUCUACUUCCUCUCGCUCCACGGCGCCAACAACUUCACGGACGUCCGAACCCUCGCCGUUUCAUCCCCGUCCACGUCUUCUUCUUCUUCGUCUUCCUCUUCUUCUUCUUCUUCGUCUUCUUCUUCUGACGUCGUCACCUUCCUGCUCACCAAUCUCAUGCCAGGGACGACUUACGAGCUGUGGGUCGUGGGCUUCACCCGGAAGCACGAGGGCCAGCCGUCGCCCAAGGGGCGUCUGCGCACGGACAACGGGCCACCUGGCCCACCCACCAUCACCAACCUGACCUGCGUGCCACCGCAGUCCCUGCUGGUGGCGUGGACUGCCAGCAGUUUGUUGCUCGGCAACCUGACCGAUGGCAGCGUGUACGAAAUCAGGAUCCAGGCCAGGGCCCGCAGCGAGUCGCACCCGGGCCUCGUGUACGAUGGCCCGUUUUCCGAGAUUCGCAAGGCCCUGGUGACUGGCAACUGCAGGGCGGCCUGGUCCUCCACGUCGGCCACACAGGACCACCGUGGCGUCUCCGGCGCCUCCAGCAACAACAACAACACGUCCUUGCUCGGCAACCUCGUGCAAAUGAAGCCCGCCUUGUUGGUGGGCACUUGUUGCGGCCUGCUGGCCAUUCUCUUUGCCGUCGUGGCCCUGUUUCUCUGGAGGAAAAAUGCCAAGGUGAACAGCGCGUUGGAGGCGAGCAGGAGCAAGCACCAGCCAGCAAAGGUCUUCCAGGACCCCUGUCCGCCGCCAGGGGGCCACAAUGCCAUUUCUUCCUCGCUGUUCCCUGCCCACGUGGCCCGACUGCAUGCGGAUGCAGACCUGGGCUUUGCCAAGGAAUUCGAGGCCCUGCAGAGUGCCUGCGAACAGCGAACCCGGGGUUACUCUUGCAGUGUGGCCCAGAGGCCCGAAAACAGGGACAAGAACCGCUAUCAGAAUGUGCUGCCUUAUGACCACUCUCUGGUCCCACUGAAGCCAUUGCAUCAUCAUCAGCAAGGAGGAAAAAAUGGAAACAUGAGUGACCUGAAGAGUCAGGAUUACAUAAAUGCUAGUUUUGUGGAUGGAUGGAACAGACCAAAUGCUUACAUAGCAACACAGGGACCCUUGGCCAGCACUGCUGUGCCAUUUUGGAAAAUGAUCUGGGAACAUGAUGUGAAAACUGUUGUCAUGAUCACCAACUUGAUUGAAAGGGGCAGAAGUAAAUGUGAUCAGUAUUGGCCUUCAGGCAGUGAAGCAGAACAAUAUGGCUCCUUGCUUGUGAAACCCACAGUGCAAGUGCACAGAGCUACUUACAUUCUCAGAAAGUUCCUUGUCUGCAAAGUGAACAAGAGCACUUGUGGCCCAAAGUCACCCACAGCAGGGGCAGUGGGCAGUGGCAAAGCCCUUGGCAACAGUAGGUACAGGGAAGUGCAGCAGUGGCACUUUACUGCCUGGCCUGACCAUGCAACCCCUCCAUCACCUGCUGCUCUGCUCCACUUUGUCAGAAGGUCCUCCCAGAACACCACUGGGCCCAUUGUGGUACAUUGCAGUGCUGGAGUUGGCAGGACUGGGGCCUACAUUGUCAUAGACUCAGUGCUGGCACAAAUGAGGGCAGAGCAGAGGUUGGCAGUGUUUGACACUCUGCAAAGAGUGAGGCAGCAGAGACAGGCCCUGGUGCAGACUGAGGAGCAGUAUGUGUUUGUGCAUGACGCCCUCUUGGCUGCCUGUGAAGCUGGUCUUGACUCUGACACUGACGUUGAGGUGGACCAGCUGACAGCCUUCACCAGGAAGAUGGCAGCUGGUGAAGGGCUCUUCAACCAAUGGAAGUUGCUCAAUUCUUCCUGGGCUGGAACCCCAGAUGCUUCUACUGCCCUCUGUGAUGCAAACCGUGGCAAGAACAGGGACCUGGAAAGUGUGGCCAUUGAGAGCAGCAGAGUGUGUCUAGCUUCCUCUGCUGGCAACACUGACUAUGUGAAUGCGAGCUUUGUGACUGGGUUCCACUAUGCCAAAGAGUUUGUGGUCACCCAGCACCCUUUGCCUCACACCAUUGGUGCUUUCUGGAGGCUUGUGUGGCAACUGAGAGUGGAGAAUGUUGUCUUGUUCUCCACUGCAGACUACCAGGUUUGUUAUACUGUACAGUACAUGCAGUUGAUGAGUUACCCUUGCUUCUGGCCAGAGUCGAAUUCAGAGUCAUUGCACAUUGAUAACCUCAAGAUCACUCUGGAGAGUGAGCAGACAACAGUUGGUCACCCUGAGUUGAGAUUGAAGAUUGCAGCACAGUCCUGUGAUGCCCCUGCUGCUGGCCAAGAAGAAGAAAACUUGCCCAGCUUGUCCAUCAGCUUGAUUUUGUGUCCAGGCUGGCCUAAUGCUCAAUCCAGGGACCCCUUGGCCCUGGUGAAAGAUGUGCUCAAGUUGAGGGAGUCCAGACCUGCUGUCACUGGGGAUGGGGAAGCUGAUGUGGUUCCCUGGGUCAUAGUUGACAGGUUUGGAGGAGUGGAAGCCACAACCUUCUGCUGUCUCAGCGCCCUCUAUGAGCAGAUGCAAAUUGACAAGAGGGUAGAUGUGUUCCUUCAUGCAUCUCUGUGCCAACAGUCCAGACCACAUGUAUGGAGAAAACAGGAUGACUUCCUGUUUUUGUACAAAACCCUGACUGGUUUGGAGCUGGAUGUGGGAACCUGGUCAAGAAGGAGGCUCAUGAUUGGCAAUGUUGCCAAUAACUAUGCCACCCCUGCAAAUUCUGCUACUCUGGGACCCCCUGGCUACUUUGGUAGACUUCAUCACCAAUUUGCAGUGCCUGGGUACCAGACAAUGCCGAUGGGUCGCCAUCAGAUGUUCCAGCAGCAGGACAUGGCCCAAAUCCACCAGCAACACAUGGUCGUGAAUGGCCAUCAUUCCACCGACACGGGCUACUAUUCAUCGCAACAGGACACGUCUGACGAGUGUUCGUCAUCAGCUAGAAACUCUUCCGUGUCCGACGGCUGCUACGAUGGAGUGUACCCUGCGCAGCAGACAUGCACCAUUCCCACCGGAGUUGUGAAUCCCGUCGUGCAGAUGUCGUCUCCCAGCAAGGACUCCUCGCGCAACUGCCGCAGCUCCAGCGAGGCCUCUGUCGUGACCGUGAUUGAGGCACCUGCUGCUGUCAGGUUUCCCCCCGAGGGCAAGGAAGCAGCUGUGUUUGCCAGCAGGCAUUACUCUGAUGAGUAUGUGCUGAUGGGCACUCAUCAUCAUCACCAUCUACAGCAGCACGGGCUCAGGAUGGAUCUCGUUUAA